This is a messenger RNA of Pocillopora verrucosa, 2774 nucleotides long. RefSeq lists its product as uncharacterized. The record is from RefSeq and is a predicted model, not a curated record. NCBI's taxonomy places the organism in Eukaryota, Metazoa, Cnidaria, Anthozoa, Scleractinia, Pocilloporidae.
GACGCCAAGGUCCCAUGACGAGGCUGUUUUUAUCGUUUCAGCUUUAAGAAGGAAACUGGCUAAGUUUCAGAGCUAGUUUGAUAAAUAGCUGAAAGGCUUUCCUUCUUAGAUUCUUCAUUUAGUACAGAGCGAGAGUUUCGAUAACCGACGUUUGCUUAGUUCAUUUCGAGAUUUCUAAGCUUGCUGCAAAAUGUUGAAGUACGUGGAAUCGAGAUCGCCAAUGGACAAUAGCUACCACAGAACUGACGGCGCAGCCACUGUUGGGAUUAUUCCCGAACCCAACCGAGCGGGCAGUCUCGGAAAAUCACGAGGUUGGCUCGUGAAUCUGCUUAUCAUCGGCCUUCCGGUCUUGAUUUGCAUCAUCCUCCUCCUAAUUUUCAUGUUUGCUACAAGUAUAGACCGAAAACCACCUUAUGUGUCCACUAGGUGCAUUCUCUCUGCGGAGUCAAACAGCUCCAAACUGACAGCGACUCUGAAGAAAAUUCAAACAGAGUAUUUCCGAGUGUUAUGGCCCGAGAGGAUAUACAGGAAACCCGGAGUAAAGCCCGAAGAAAUUCGAGCGACGUUCCGACCGUGGGACCCGAGCCCGAACACUAUUAAGAACAAAACAGACACGGCAAUGAAACUACUUUCAGAACUGAAUUCUUUAAAGAUCAACACGACGUUACUAAAGAUUCGAGAAAGAAAGGCUGUUCACGUUGCUAAGGCAAUAUUACUGAAUAAUAACGACUGGGCGCCUUUAGGACAAAAUUACUACGCGGGGGACUGGAUGUUAGGACCUGACGUUUUCUGUUGGCAACCUAUUUGCCAGGUAUACGCACAUCUGAGUGCAGUGAUCGGGUAUUUCAAGCCACAUAAUUUAACUGAUUUGAAAAAAUUGGACGAGCUCUUUGAUCAGGUCAACGAGACAUUCGAGACAUACAUCGAAAACUUAAAACUGGGCGUACGAACUGGGUACGUGCGAAACAAGGAAGCUUGUGAGGUUGGCUUGCACAACUUGCAGUACUUUUCUUAUCGAAAUAUUGCUCUGGAAAACGAAACAGGUGUCUUCAAAGAAUAUUUCUCAACAGAGGUUCAAUCUGACAAAUUCUACGACAAAUUGUCCAAGAGUGACAAGAAAAAAUGGAAAGACGAAUACAAAGAAGAUGUUGCGGCUUACUUCAAGCGCUCUCUCGUAACGAAGAUUGGAAACGCGACUAUAAAAAUGCUACGAUAUGUGAAAGGAGAACACCUGAGCAACUGCGCCCCAGAGACAGUGGUCAGCGGUCUAAAAAAAUUGCCUCUACCUUAUGUGUACAAAAACUUAGCCGCUGACACCAACCAACCGGCAAUGCAGAAACUCCCCACUAAUGAGCCACUCCAGGGAAGUGAUACAUACAAAUCACUGAUGAGAUUUUUUACAACAUUUAAUAUCACGGCAGAGAAGCUAAGGAAAAAGACUCAAGAACGUUUGAACGAACUAUAUCCACAGGUUGAGAAACUGGCUCAAGAUUACACUGGUAUCAAGAACAACGUGUCUGCCAUCAACGCUUUUACAAGAGAAAUGCAGGAACAGAAAAUGUACUUUAACGACAAACCCUUCCCUGAUAAUGAGACCAGCGACGAUGCCUUUAUCAAAUGUCAUGACGACGCAAGCGCCAAGGCUUAUUGCCCCAAACGAUACAAAGCAAUGCAGGCUUGGAUAAAAAAUUCAAAAGAGGUUAACAGCAUAAUCAAACCAUAUUUAAAGAAUUUUUUAUAUGACAGUGGUCCAAAGAAUUGUAUUCCAAAAUGUCCUGUGGACAUCAAAGCCUGGUAUCAUCCUCAUUCUGUAUUUCAAGCCUAUUUCAUUGGCAACAAAGACUGCUCAUACAAAGCGCAGCAGAUCCUGCCCUUUUUUGUCGAAAAUUUUGGGCCAAAAUGGACUGAAUAUACCACUAUGAUACAUGAAUUUGCGGGACAUCACGUCGAGGUUCAAAGCUUCACAGAAUAUUUCCGAAGUGACUGUAAAGACCCAAUUGCUUGGUUAAACGCCCCAAACUACUUUAUAGCUAUAACAGAAGGUUGGGCUGCUUAUGCAGAGGACCAGCUUUAUCCAGAGGACACAACACUUUACAGCUCUAAAACAAACAAAACAAUUCUGCGUCAGAAAUAUGGCAUGUUAUACUAUCAGUUACUUCACGCCCUCAGAGCUAUGGCUGACAUCGAUUUACACUUCUAUGGGAAACAAGUGAGCGAAAUACGAGAGUUGUACCGCAAGUACGUAUGGGAAGAUAAUAACAACCAAGUCAACAAAGACAUACGACGAAUACAAAGCAUGCCAGGAUUUGUAACGAGUUACAUGAUUGGUCAUUUGGAAAUUGAACGUGUCAGGAAAAUGGCCGAGAAGGAGCUGGGCAACGAAUUUUCGCUGAAAGAUUUUCAUUACGAGAUUUUCCGUGAAGGAGAAUUUCCGUUAGAUUAUUUAGAGGAACAUAUUACAGCAUACAUUGCUUGCAAGAAAAAUCCCACUCAAAUUGGUUGUAGUGAAAUGAUAUGAAUUUGACUACAAAGUGAUAUAUUUUGACCAAAGAGCUUUUUCAGGAGGACGUAGAGUAAAGCGCAUAGUUUUAAAUACCAUUUCCGUGUUUUUCAAGCCUGUUUGGGGAACGAGGGCAAGUGCAUACUCUUUGAUAAGAAUCUGGUUUGUUGUUUUUGAGUAGAUACGACUCAUUCCGACAUACUAAACUGAGGUUUGGCAAAAAGGCUCAAUCAAAAAAAAAAAAAGGAUUCGUGGGAACCCAGAAAUGGCCCAC